AUGGAGUCAUUGGAGUGCUCAUCAGAGUGGAAGGCCGUCUUCCCGGUCUCCGCAGUCUUUACUCCUCCUCUCCUCCUCUCAGGCCCUUCAUCCAGACAAGCUCUGGGUCCACUGGUUUUCAACCCAAAGCCCCAAACCCUAACGCACCUCUUCUCCUCGCAGUCUCUCUUGCCUCACUCUCUCUCUUCUCCUCCCCACCUCUCUCUUCCCAAAUUCCUCCUCAACUCGUCCAUCCCCCCCACAACUUCCUCCUCUGUCUCCUCCCUCGUCGGGCACCACGCUGCCCAUCAAAAUGACGCCGCUUCUCACCUCCUUCACAACCGCCUCUCCUUCCUUCAGCAACCCAAUUCCAAGUCUGUCAUUGUUUUCUUCCCUACUGGUGUCAAUUUUGAGCAAGUCGGAUUCUUGGUAUUAUUGUUGGAUGGUUCGGGUUCCAGUUUUGACGUUCGGGUCGAUAAGAAGGGCAGCGUCUUCAGGGAAAAGACUGGGUUUGAGUACCGGAUUAACAAUAUCUCGGUGAACCCCAUGGUUGAAUCAAGUUUUGGGUCCUCUGCUAUUGUUGGGUAUUUGAUGGUUUCUACGUUGUACUCUGUGCAUUGGUUUGCUGUGAAGGUUAAAGAGAUUGGCUUGAAUUGGGAUAGCCCGAGUUUGGUUUGCUUAGGUAGUAAGGUUUUCAAGAGUUGCUCUGUGGUUUGUGCUUGUUGGAGUCCGUAUGUGCCAGAGGAGAGUGUGGUUUUGUUGGAGAGUGGCUCAUUGUUCUUGUUCGAUUUGGAGCCUUGUUUGAAAAGUUUUGCCCCGAGUGCGCGUUUUAGAGGGACUAGGUUGCGAGUUUCUUGGGAUGAUGAGUCGGGUACUUCGGGGAGUCGCAAAUGGUUGGGUUGUGAGUUCAGUUGGCAUUGUAAGAUCUUGAUUGUUGCUCGGUCCGAUGCUGUGUUUUUAGUUGAUUUGAGGCUUGAUGAAUGCGUCGUGAUCUGUUUAGCCAAGGUUGAGAUGUUAAGUAAUUAUGCAUCGGUUGAAAAUGAAAGGUUCCUUUGUUUUAUGAUUGCUGGUUCUGAUGGCUUUCAUUUUGCAUUGGCUUCCCAUAGUUUGUUGCUCCUUUGUGAUGUGCGGAAACCGAUGAUGCCGGUGUUGCAAUGGGCUCAUGGUCUUGAUAAACCGUGCUACAUUGACGUGUUUAGAUUGUCUGAGUUGAGAUCAAACUCAAGGAAUGAAACGUAUCAGUGGGCUUCUGAAUCAGGUUUUUGCAUUAUAUUAGGAUCGUUUUGGAAUUGUGAGUUUAAUCUCUUUUGCUAUGGACCUGCUUUACCAGCCCCUCGAGGAAACAUUGCGUCUGAAAUUUCAGAAAUUUCAGAAACCAUUUAUGCAUGGGAGCUCCCUAUGGACCUGUUAUUGUCUGGUCGUGAAUGCAGAUGUGGAAGUUGUCUUGUAAGGGAGGAGAUUUUGAAGGAUGAUCUUCCUGAAUGGAUUGAUUGGCAGCAAAAGAAAGAGAUAGUUUUGGGCUUUGGCAUCCUAAACAAAGGUCUAUCUGCACUGCUUGCCGAGUCUGAUGAAUUCGGUGGUUUUACACUGAUAAGGCUUAUGUCUUCAGGAAAGCUUGAAUUACAAAGAUACUGUGCCUCGUGGGAUUCUGUGAAGAAGUUGAAAGAAUUUCACAGAGAAUUUUUGCAAUUUGAAGAUAAUUUCCUUUUUACCACGGAAGAUGGGGAAUAUAGAUUUCCCAGAAGAUUUAAGUACCUGAACUUUGAUAACCUAUCUGCAUAUUUGAAUGGUAACCUUACUAAAGUCCUGGAUUCGAAAAUUAAAAAUCAUCAAAAGGGUCCUCGAGAGAAGGAAACCUUUAGUACAGAAGCUCAUGAAAUCUUAUGUGAGAAGUUGAAGGCUUGUGGCUUUGGUCGAUUGAGAUCAUCUCCCGCAGUUGCAGUUGCUUUUGAUGACAUAAGCUUGCCAGCGAGCAUACACGAGGUUGCUUUGAGGAGACUAUGGGCAGGCCUGCCAAUAGAACUUUUGCAACUGGCCUAUUCCUACUACCCUGAGUUCCUUGAAGUACUAGUGGACCAGAAAAAGGUAGCUUUGGAAUUUCUAGUUGUUCCAGACCUACCUCAAUUGCCUCCUUUCUUCCUAAGAAAGCCUUCACACCGAAGCAAUAAAUGGUCACGGAAAGUGCAGCGAGAUGAUGCUCUUGUUGGUCCAGUACUUCCUCUUCCAAUUCUACUUGCACUACAUGAGUAUCGUAAUGGCUACUCAGAUUUGGAAGGAAUGGAUGGAUUUUCUUUAGAGAAGGAAUUUAGCCUGAGAUGUGAUGAAGUCAAGCAGGUGGCCAGUGAAUUGGCUGUGCCAGAUUCUGGUUGUGAGCUUCGUGAAGAUGGUACUGUCUCCCUUGCUGAUGACAGAGAAGAGACGCGGGGCAGCUCUGAAAAACCGAAACCUUUCUGUUUAUAUACUCCAGCUGCAUUUAAAUACUCUACCAUGGAUUACACAAUGUGCAAUACCUUCAGUGAUAAGAAUCUUGAUAUCCUGAUUUUUAAAGUUCACGAGAAGAAGCAUGUUCCUCCCGGAAAGAUGGAAACUGGUGUGCCCGAACUGUUUGAUGAUCUGUGCUCCACCGACCUGAGGUUUGAUGCUUGUGUCAUGAACACCGGGCAAAAUGAAUUGAAGGCAUACAAUAUUCUGAAGAGGCAAUGGUCCAAAUGGCAAGAUGGUUUUAGUUUAUAUCAGGAAUUUUGCUCUCUGACCAAAUUCCAAAAGCAAUCUACAUGAUUCUUUUAGUUUCAGCACUCACACUACUUGCUUUGGCAUCACUAGAUGAAAAUCGCGAAUCGGAAGUGCUACUUAAACUAGAGUCACAAUGCUGAUGCCCAUAAACC
Molecule: messenger RNA, 2864 nt
Organism: Juglans microcarpa x Juglans regia
Lineage: Eukaryota; Viridiplantae; Streptophyta; Magnoliopsida; Fagales; Juglandaceae
Exons: 2
Coding region: 1-2757 (918 amino acids)
Biological process (GO): transcription by RNA polymerase I
Cellular component (GO): fibrillar center
Molecular function (GO): RNA polymerase I core promoter sequence-specific DNA binding
Source: RefSeq, a predicted model, not a curated record